Molecule: messenger RNA, 2424 nt
Organism: Penicillium odoratum
Lineage: Eukaryota; Fungi; Ascomycota; Eurotiomycetes; Eurotiales; Aspergillaceae
Product: leucine-rich repeat domain-containing protein
Exons: 2
Coding region: 1-2424 (807 amino acids)
Cellular component (GO): cytoplasm
Molecular function (GO): protein kinase binding
Source: RefSeq, a predicted model, not a curated record
AUGGAGAAGCUGCACACUGAAGAUGGACAAAUCUUCAUUAAAAACCUGGCCAGCUUCGUCCGCACACAUGAAAAAGCGCUCGCCAACGCGCUACAACUCCGGCGCCAGUCUAAUGCCGGAACCCCACAGCCACCCACUGGCGCAACCUCUACAGCCGCCUUCUCUUCCACCUCAUUAGCUUCGGCCCUCUCCUUUGGGGCAUUGAAAUUCGCAUCGCAGAAUAUCAGACCCGCCAAGCUGACUCUCACCCCUCAUCACCUCUUCUACCUCCUGUCCCGCUUCGAAGACCUAUCCAUUGCCGUGGGGCCUAUGAACGUCCGGCUGGAGAACAUUCAUACUGAUGUCUCCCAGUCCUAUGUUUCCUUCUUGAAUAAACCCCAGCGGUCAAAGGGUGGUGAUGGAGCCUCCAUUCACUCCGUAUCCAGCGUGCGUAGCGUUAUGUCGGGCAUGAGUGGCCUUUGGUCCUCAUUCGGUCUCGGAUCCAAGGAUGCGGCUUCUAAGUCUGAAAAGGCUAAGCUGGCCCUGGAGGCGGACUUGAAGUAUCUCUACUCUGCCUUUACUAAGAUUCCCUGUCUACGAUUGGCCCCUGAUCACCGUGCCUGUUUGAUCCGUGGCUAUGAAGAAUUUCCCUUCGACACGGCUGUGCCGCUUCAUUCCUUCAAAAACUUGAGCGCUUUAGAGAUCAUUGAUAUAGAUUAUCGUUCUUUCUACGGCUGGGACCGGCUGUCGGAGCAACUGCGCACCCUGUCGAUCAAGCGGGCUCAUCUGGAUGACCCGACGGAUCUACUGACACGAAUCGUAUUGGACGAUAUGGACAAGCGUCGUCGACGUCCCGCAAAGACCCAACAGUCCCCACCACUUGGAUGGAACAACAAUUCCACUACUCAGCCUGCCCACGCCCACGGGCAUAACUCUCUCUCGGCUCCCGGUUCCCCUAUCGCCGACACGGCGCUUGCAACCAGCACCAGCCCCAAGUCUGUCCCGAUGAUUCGAGCCGGGUCCGAAGGAGCAAAGGUUCACCGUGCAAGGGCCGAGAGCACUUCGCCGCAACGUCCGACGACCAGGCAUGGUCACCGUCGAGGUCAGUCAGCUCGUAUACGUCGUACCGGCUCGGGAAGUUCCAAUUCCAGUGAUACAUCAGGUGGCGGCCGGGCUGGGAGCUCAGCGACACUGUUGCCGGGUAUCCUUCCCCCUACAAAGUGGCGGUUUCUGCGUCAUCUUGGCCUGCCAGAUAACUCCUUGACCUCGAUUUCAGCGGAGAGCUUGGCCCCUGUGGCUAAUACUCUAAACUCUCUGGACCUUUCCUCCAAUCUUCUCACUGAAAUCCCGGACAGCUUGGCAACUCUGAUGUCACUUCGUGCUCUUAACCUAUCUCACUGUAUGAUUGACUCGAUGCACUCUCUUACUCGAAACCCUCUUCCGGCCAUCACUGCUCUGAAUCUUCGCGGCAACCGACUUCGUUCGUUGGCUGGUAUUGAGCGCCUGCUGUCUCUGGAGAGGUUGGACCUCCGUGACAACAACCUGAUGGAUCCGACGGAAAUGGCACGCCUCACCAGCCUCCCUGAGAUACGGGAGAUCUGGGUGUCUGGCAACCCGUUCGUUAAGACCCACUCGGGAUACCGUGUCGUGAUUAUGAAUCUUUUCCGUCGCACUCCUGGCUAUGCUGAGGACAUCAUCAUCGACGGUCGGGGACCCGGCUUUACCGAGCGAAAGCAACUUGUUGACCGAGUCGCAGAGCCGGACGCUGCUCCUGUGGUGCGUUCCAGCGCAGCUGAUGAAGUGACCGUAGUACAGAAGCCUGCUGCUACGAUCAUCCAGGGAAAGCCGCUGCCCAAGACUCCCGACGAAGAGACUGAGCCGGCACCAACCAAGGCACCAGCACAAGAAUUGGAUGGCACCAAUCGACGGAAGAAGAUUCAGCGACGCCGGAUCAUCGAUCUGUCGACAGAUAACCCAUUCACUUCGGACGGCUUGGGUAGUCCAGGCCCCACAGUGCCCCCACUCUCUCCCACCCAGCAAAUACAUGCCCCAACUCAAAUACCUUUUGUGCUUCCACAUGAUCCAUGGAAGCAGGAUAGUGCCGCACAGUCCGGAUCUUCCAGUCUCCUGGGUCUUGCAAAGCCGGGAAAUUCAUCCAGUCCUCCUCUGCUGCAGGCGACUACAGCGCAACCGACUACAGCGCAACCUCCCACCCCAGACUGGGUCUUAGACCAAGAGCUCUGCCGCCAGCAGCUUGAAGCUCUCCGUCAAGAUGUAGGUCAGACCUGGCUUAACGUCCUAGGGGACCACUCCUGGGACAGUCCUCAAACAGAGCUUGCGGCCCAUCUAGCUGGACCCGGCUUGGAUCACUCCCCACUCCCAGCCACUUCCAUUCGAACUAACAGCCAUGCUAUUCUGAGCGCCGGCCAUACGUUGGGAGGAUAG